Messenger RNA from Odontomachus brunneus, 1797 nucleotides. It is a transcript of the gene Hsdl2, whose product is annotated as hydroxysteroid dehydrogenase-like protein 2. The record is from RefSeq and is a predicted model, not a curated record. Bases 553 to 1797 code for a protein of 414 amino acids. NCBI's taxonomy places the organism in Eukaryota, Metazoa, Arthropoda, Insecta, Hymenoptera, Formicidae. The transcript has 8 exons. Gene Ontology annotation, cellular component: mitochondrion.
UCACAAGAAAAAGUAUUAAUUUCAGUGUGCAAGUAUUUAUGAUCGGUAUUCAUAGUCAGGUCUUAUAUUUAAGGCCGUCUUAAGUUCAUCUUCAGAUACUCCAUAGCUAAUGAAAUGAUACGUACAGCAUUUAAAGAUGAAGUUUAUGAGGCUCAGUGAAGAGUAUAACAAGAUAAAACUAUGUUUUGUUGAUAUAUUUUUUGAUUUCUAUUUAAAUUAGUCCUGUAAAACAUGUAAAUAUUAGUAAUUAUUAACAGAGUCCAAUUAGGUUAUGGAUUCAUCUCUCUCCUUAACGUUACGACAGGCUAUGUUUGGUUAUAUAGUCUAUGAUCAAAGAUAAGUUGUAUACUGAGUUCAUAUGAUACGUUGGACCUUGCCUGCAAAGUGGGGAUUGAGUUCAAAGUACCAUUAUAUUACGACAUUAUUUUUUAAAUAUUUAUACAAUCGAAAAAAUUCGUUACAUUCUUCACAAACCUUGUGGUAAAGCACUCGAUAGUGAUCAACGUGUAAAACUUUUAAUACGCUAACAUAUUUCAAAGUAGAAAUAGAAGAAUGAUUAAUACAGGAAAGCUAGCUGGUCGCACUAUUUUUAUUACCGGUGCAUCUAGAGGGAUUGGGAAAAGUAUAGCGUUAAAAGCAGCAAAAGAUGGUGCAAAUAUUAUUAUUGCUGCCAAAACUGCUGAGCAACACCCAAAGCUUCCGGGUACCAUUUAUACAGCAGCCAGUGAAAUUGAAGCAGCUGGUGGUAAGGCUUUGCCUUGCAUCGUAGACGUGCGCGAUGAGACACAGGUGCUUAAUGCAGUGAAAAGCGCAGUUGAGAAGUUUGGUGGUAUAGAUAUCCUUGUAAACAAUGCGAGCGCUAUUUCUCUAACAGGUACUGUUGCCACUGAUAUGAAAAGAUAUGAUUUGAUGAAUAAUAUCAACACUAGGGGAACAUUUCUUGUAUCAAAAGCCUGCAUACCAUAUUUGAUGAAAAGCCCAAAUCCGCAUAUAGUCAAUAUAAGUCCUCCACUGAGCAUGAAGCCGUUUUGGUUUAAAAAUCACGUUGCAUACACAAUAGCUAAAUAUGGAAUGUCUAUGUGCGUUCUUGGAAUGGCAGAAGAACUUAAAUCAAACGGAAUCGCAGUAAAUGCUGUCUGGCCAAAGACAGCUAUUCAUACCGCUGCAAUCGAGAUGUUAUCAGGUGCAGAGUCGAGUAAUUUCAGCCGUAAACCUGAGAUCAUGGCAGAUGCUGUUUAUGCAUUGCUCUGCAAAGACAGCAAAACCGUUACUGGACAAUUUUUAAUUGACGAAAAUAUAUUGAGAGACGAGGGUAUUGUAGAUUUGACAGACUAUGCUUGUAAUCCAGAAAACAAGGAUAAUUUAAUGCCGGACUUUUUCGUAGAAGAAAAUCUGGAGAGUAUCCAAGAAUAUGCAUCUGAUAAACCGCAAAUCGCCAAAAAAACGAGCACUAGUGAAAGUGGAAAAGUAGAACGUAUAUUUAGUGCUAUUAACGCUAAUUUGAGUAGUGAUUUGGUUAGCAAAACUGGCGCUAUAUAUCAAUUCAAUGUUAAAGGAGAUGAAGCUGGCGUAUGGUUCAUUGAUUUAAAAAACGGUCAAGGUGCUACUGGAAAAGGAGAGCCAAGUCAGCCAGCAGAUGCUACACUCACAAUGGAUUCACAGAGUUUCUUUGCCAUGUUUACAGGUAAACUAAAACCUACGGCCGCUUUUAUGACAGGUAAGUUGAAAAUUAGCGGAAAUUUACAGAAAGCAAUGAAACUGGAAAAACUAAUGACCAGUCUGAAGUCUAAACUAUAA